Rosa rugosa (rugosa rose) is the source of this 3148-nucleotide messenger RNA. RefSeq names its product receptor-like protein EIX1. NCBI's taxonomy places the organism in Eukaryota, Viridiplantae, Streptophyta, Magnoliopsida, Rosales, Rosaceae. The transcript has 2 exons. The record is from RefSeq and is a predicted model, not a curated record. Gene Ontology annotation, molecular function: protein binding. The coding region runs from base 132 to 2966 and encodes 944 amino acids.
AAGCAUAGAAUGAUUGUACAAAACUACAACAUAUUCGAACCACAUGAUAUAAGUGGUGCUGGGUCAUCUUCUGUCAUAUUGUGAGACUGAGACUAAAGAAAAUCAAUGAAGAAAAAACCAAUUUCCAAGUUAUGCCAAUCAAGUCAGUCAAUGAAGCAACUCCAUUGCUGUUUCCACGAUUAUACAUGUGUAGUUUCCAAAAUCCUUUUGCUUCAACUAUAUAUUACUUCACUUUGGUUUGGUUGCAUAUCAUCUUCAUAAUCAUGUUUUUCAGUAUAAUGAGUGGUGGGUCUAUGCAUUCUGGUUUGGUUGGGCUUGUGUGCCUGGCCAUUGCCUCUGCUGUUUGUUGUUCAAGUGUUGGAAGCUCCAACAACAUCAUGUGCUUGGAGAGUGAAAGACAUGCUCUUCUCCGGUUCAAACAAGGCCUUGUGGAUGACUCCAAUGCUCUUGCCUCUUGGAAAAGUGAGAAAGAUUGCUGCAAGUGGAGAGGAAUAGAAUGCAACAACCAAACAGGUCAUGUUACCACUCUUGAUUUUUCCUUUAGAUAUGAUGUAUAUGUCAAUUAUACUGAAGUUCCUUUAAGAGGUGAAAUUAGUCCUUCACUACUUGAAUUGCCAUAUCUAAAUUACUUGGAUCUCAGUUAUAAUGAUUUUGAAGGAACUAUGAUUCCCAAGUUCAUUGGCUCUUUGAGUCAAUUGAAACAACUAAGACUCAGAAGAGCUAAUUUCAGUGGACCUGUUCCUCCCCAACUUGGAAACCUCUCUAAUUUGCACACUCUUGAUCUUUCCUCCAAUGAUUUUGAAGGAACUAUGAUUCCCAAGUUCAUUGGCUCUUUGAGUCAAUUGAAAGAACUCAUACUUGCAGAUGCUAAUUUCAGUGGACCUAUUCCUCCCCAACUUGGAAACCUCUCUAAUUUGCACACUCUUUAUCUUUCCUCCAAUGAUUUUGAAGGUGGGAUACCAAAAGGCUUUCAAAACUUAUGCAGCUUAGAGUCGUUGGGAUUAGCUGAAAACCAAUUGUCUGAAAACAUUGAAGACUCUGUUGAAACCUUGUCUUGUGCUGAGAACACACUUGAAACCUUGGACUUGAGUGAUAAUCUGUUUUGGGGGUCGUUGCCAGAUUUGGCACGUUUUUCAAAAUUAAGAUACUUAUAUCUUGACAGCAAUCAAGUAAAUGGGUCUCUACCCGAGAGUGUCGGGCAACUCUCUAGCCUUGAAUUGCUAGAUCUCUCCGGGAAUUCUUUGAGUGGUGUCAUAACAGAAGCCCACUUUUUGAACCUCUCUCGUUUACAGAUUUUGUAUAUUUCUGGUAAUCGUUUCUCUAUCAACCUGAGCUCUGAUUGGAAUCCACCAUUUCAACUUACUGAUGGGUUAGGCAUGUCCUCUUGCAAGGUGGGCCCAGCUUUUCCCAAGUGGAUUCUAACGCAGACAAAUCUUACUGAGCUUGAUCUCUCUAAUGCUGGACUAUCAGGAUCAUUACCUAUCCAGGUUUGGGAUCUAUUUUCUGGCUUGGAUUACUUAUAUCUCUCUAUGAACCAAAUCCAUGGGAAACUACCGAAUCUGUCAUCGACAAGCUUGCUUUCUCUCAGCUUGUCUUCUAAUCUAUUCUCUGGCGCAUUGCCAUCAUUUUCUCCUAUGCUACAAAGCCUGUAUCUCUCGAAUAAUACGUUUUCAGGACCUUUGUCUUCCUUAUGUGCAACGCAGGCUCCAAAUUUGCAGUAUCUUGACAUUUCUAAGAACCUAUUGUCUGGGGAGCUUCCUAAUUGUUGGAUGCAAUAUCAAGAAUUGCAAGCGUUGGAUUUGGGAAAGAAUAAAUUAUCUGGAAAAAUACCAAGCUCGUUAGGCAAUCUACAGAGAAUUCAGGUAUUGCGUUUACAUGAUAACAACUUUUCAGGAGAAUUGCCUUCUUUCGAGAACUGUACCGAAUUACGGGUGGUUGACCUUGGCAACAAUAACCUGUCGGGAAAGAUACCAACAUGGAUUGGCCAAAGCCUACCAAAAUUGGUGAUUCUACGCUUACGGUCAAAUGAGUUUAAUGGAAUCAUACCCUUCUCCCUGUGCAGUCUAGCUGGCAUUCAUGUUUUGGACCUCUCUCACAACAAUAUUUCAGGAGGCUUGCCACAUUGCUUCAAUAACAUAACCGCUUUGGCUCAAGAUUAUAUUGAUAUUCCAGUUAAUUUAAUACUCGAGCUCGUGUGGAAGGGAAUAGAGAUCGAGUUUGGGGAAAAUCUUGCUGGUAUGAGAAGCAUUGACAUGUCAAGAAACUGUUUGAUGGGGGAAAUUCCGCAAAGUAUAGCAAAUAUGAUAGAGUUGAAAUCACUGAAUCUGUCAACAAACUAUUUGACAGGAAAGCUUCCCGAAAACUUUGGUAACAUGAAGAUGUUGGAAUCUCUUGAUUUGUCAAGAAACCAGAUAUCUGGUAAAAUUCCUACAAGUUUUGCGAGCUUAAGUUUUCUUAGUGUCUUGGACUUAUCACACAACAAAUUGUCAGGAAGAAUUCCAUCAGGCACCCAACUUCAGGGUUUUAAUGCUUCUCAAUAUAUGGGAAAUGAUGGACUUUGUGGACCACCGCUAACACCAAAUUGCUCACGAGAUGGAGCAACUCAAGCUGAUGAUAACAAAGAACAUGAUAAUGAUGGUCUCAUAAGCCUGGGAUUUUUUAUCAGUGUAGUGCUGGGAUUCGUCACUGGAUUUUGGAUGGUCUGCGGCAGUUUACUGCUCAAGACUUCUUGGAGAUAUGCUUAUUUCAACUUCCUGGACAAUGCAAAAGGUUGGAUUUAUGUCAAAACCGCUGUGUACAAGGCAAAAGUGCAAAGGAGACUUCAAAGAUCAAUGGAGAUUCUGGCAUUCAGGGAAAUGAACCUAAUUAUCCCGGAAGUGAAAAAAUUCAAGGCUGAUGUUGAAGGUUUUCAGAUGUCGUUGCUUUCUCUUUCAGCAAGAAAUAAAUAUUAUGCUUGUUCCUCUUGAGGAAUGUGUAUGAAUAAUGGAUUGUAUGUAGUAUGAGUUGGUAUAACUUUUGAUUCCAUGCAACAAGACCUCUAUUUAGCUUCCUAAUCUUUCUGGCUGUAAUUUAAACCUAUCUUUCUCGAUUGAUUUCAAAGUAAUUGGCUGCAAUUAUAUAUUGUUCCAUUCCGGAGCAUUUCAAUUAA